AAGCGCCUCCAAUUCUGCAAGAGAGCACUUUGCUCUGGUAUGUAUUUGCUUGUAAAAGCUAUUCCAAUUGGUUACGUCCCUCCAAUUUCCUAUGAGACGCCUCUCUUCACAAAAGGACUGCCUUCAGUGCCUGCUCUUGUUUACUCAAAGUGUGACCUUCAUGGCGAGAGAAAGUUGAAACAGAACCGUGGGCACAUCUGGAAGCCUCACCCAUCUCAGGUUGAAAAGAGUCAAAGAGAAGUUUGGAGAAUGGAGGGAGUGUGGGCAUACUUGAUUGCUCUCCUGGUGGUUCUCCUGAUCCUGUACUUUUGGAGACAACAGCGAUCACUCCGAACGUACCCUCCUGGACCUCUUUCACUUCCUUUCAUUGGAGGCCUAUGGCGAAUUGUGUUUGGAUAUCGUGAAGAUACUCUGAUAAAGCUGGCAAAACAAUACGGAAACAUUUAUACCCUGUGGGUGGCAAAUUUACCUGUGGUGGUACUGUCUGGAUUCCAUGCUGUCAAAGAAGGAUUGGUCAACCACUUGGAAGAAUUAUCUGACAGGCCACUGACUCCUUUCUUUAGAGCAAUAGGACAAGGAAAGGGUGUUGCACUUUCAAACGGUCACACAUGGAAGCAGCAGAGACGGUUUGGGCUACAUUCCCUGCGGAAACUGGGAUUGGGGAAAAAAGGCAUGGAAAGCCAAAUCGAAGCAGAAGCCCAGCAACUUGUAGAGAUAUUUGCACGUGAAAAAGGGCAACCAUUUGAUCCUUCAAUGGCCAUCACAAAUUCUGUCUCUAAUGUGAUAUGUGCUCUGACAUUUGGACAACGGUUUUCUCUUGAAGAUGAAAACUUCAAGAAAUUAAUUGAAGCCGUUGAUCUUGCUUUAAGAGCCAUAGGAAGCUUCUCUCAUGCACUGUAUGAAGUAAUGCCAUGGCUCAUGGAAAAACUUCCUGGACUUCACAGAAAGGCUUUUGAUGCUUCAAACAUGCUGCUUUCAUUAGCAAAGAAGAAAAUAGAGAAACACAAGGAGGACAACUCCUACCAUGAGCCACAGGACUUCAUUGAUUUCUAUCUACUUCAAAUGGAGAAAAGCAAGAAUGAUCCUGACUCUACAUAUGAUGAGGAAAACCUGGCUCAGUGCAUUCGUGACUUAUUUGUUACAGGAACAGAAACGACUGCCACUGCCUUGAAAUGGGCAAUCCUCCUUUUGACAAAUCAUCCAGAUAUACAGGAUAAAGUCCACAAGGAGAUAGAAGACGUUUUGGUUUCCUCCUCCAUCUGCUAUCAAGACUUAAAGAAACUUCCUUAUACGAAUGCUGUGUUUCAUGAGAUCCAGCGUUCAAAAUAUAUCUUGUUAGUUGGCUUCCCAAGACAAUCAACCAAAGACAUGAACCUGAGGGGCUUUCACAUUCCCAAGGGGACCGUUAUUAUACCAAAUGUACGCUCUGUUCUUCUUGAUCCUCAGCAAUGGGAGACUCCUGAAAAGUUCAAUCCAAAUCAUUUCUUGGACAAGGAGAGGAAUUUUGUGGCUAGAGAAGAAUUUCUGCCAUUUGGCGCAGGGGCCCGGGUGUGUCUGGGAGAGCAACUUGCGAGAACUGAGUACUUCCUCUUCUUGACCAACCUGUUGAGGGCCUUCCGCUUCCAGCUGCCAGAAGGAGUCAAAGAACUCAACCAAACUCCUAUAAUGGGAAUAUCAACACCACCCCAUCCAUAUAAAGUGUGUGCAGUUCCUCGCCACAUCCCCUAAUAAAAUAUAUCAAGAAAAGAAAUUAUAUCGGUUUAUAUAUCGCUGCAUUUUAAAGCUUCUAGAAAUUCAAUCCCAAACACCCAGAGGACCAAAGUUUGGAAACCAGAUGUUUAGACAAGCCAAGUACUUUCAGCAACCGAGCACCUUCUUUGAAGCUUGGGCUAAAACCUGGAGUAGAUUCACUGGAUAGGUGACACUUUCACUUUGUUCACCUCUUCCAAACAACUUCUUAAAAAAAUUCAGGUUUCUUUGGGAAAAAUAGCUAUAGUCCAAACUCUGAGCUUGUUGAGGGUGUUGAUAUUCCACUUCCAAGAAAAGGUGUAUAGUGCAGAGUGUAACAUAUAUCAUGUACUUAUUUAUUGCUGUUUGUUAAAGCUUUUGAGAAUUGAACCUUCUGAAGGAUCAAAGUUUGGAAAGUAUUGCUUCAAAGAAGCUAAGUAGCUUCAGCACCUAGGGCAGAGACUUUAAAAUUUGGGCUAAAUCCUGGAAUGGAUUCCCUGGAUAAGUGACACUUUCAUUUUGUUUGUCUCUUCCAAGCAACUUUUUAAAAAAUUGGAACCUCAGGUGUCUUUGGAAAAAGUAGCUGGAGAUCAAACUCUUUAUCUUCAUGAUGAGCUUAUUGGGGGUCUCGAUAUUCCACUUGCAAAAAAAGGGUGCAUUGUGCAGAGUAGAGUGUAGAAUAUAUCAGUGGGGACUAUAAAUAUUCAUCAUUAUAUUAUGUAUAUGAUUGUUAAAUAAAUUGCUGUUGCCUAUUGUCAUGCUGUGUACA
Anolis sagrei ordinatus is the source of this 2497-nucleotide messenger RNA. Its product is annotated as cytochrome P450 2J2-like. Gene Ontology annotation, molecular function: oxidoreductase activity, acting on paired donors, with incorporation or reduction of molecular oxygen, reduced flavin or flavoprotein as one donor, and incorporation of one atom of oxygen; iron ion binding; heme binding. The record is from RefSeq and is a predicted model, not a curated record. Gene Ontology annotation, cellular component: cytoplasm; intracellular membrane-bounded organelle. Gene Ontology annotation, biological process: xenobiotic metabolic process. NCBI's taxonomy places the organism in Eukaryota, Metazoa, Chordata, Lepidosauria, Squamata, Anolidae.